GAGAAGCCUCUCGCAACGGCCAUGGUGUUAUACGCAACCGGCUUCAAUGCCUGGAACCAGUUGCAGGUUGAUGGGGAUGAAAAUCCCGAAGAGCCAGAUGACAUUUCAUCCUUCACUUGCGUGUCGCGGGAUGACGCCAUUGAGAGUGUCCGUCCAUUCUUCUCUUACACUCGAGUCCACGACAACGAAACCCUCUACCAAUAUGCAUCCAUAAACAACCUCCUCCUCAACAACCCUUCCCACACCUUCCCCAACUUCCCCGACAUAGCCCAACUCGUCGCGUACGAAACGGGCUUCGCGGCCCUCUCAUCUACAGGCCAAGUCUGGACAUGGGGCGAUGAGCGCUACGCAGCCUGCCUCGGCAGGGAGCCAUCUGACGACAGUCCCGCAGACACCCCCGGCCUGGUCACCGACCUAGAGGACCUCCCCACGGGACCCAUAACCAAACUGGCAGCAGGCGGCUACGUCCUGGCCGCCCUCACAGCAGGGAACGACCUCUACUGCUGGGGCCAUGCAGGGCGGUCGCCCAUGCUCCUCCAGGACCUGCCAGACACCCCGGGUCCGGUGGUCAUAGACGACAGGGACAUCGUCAACGUGGCGGUUGGCGGCGCGCACAUGCUCGUGCUGACCGCCGACAGGGAGGUAUACGUGACCGGGGACAACGCCAGCGGGCAGCUGGGCCUGUUAGAAGUGAGAUCAACUAGCACCUGGGCGCGAGUCGACUUGGGAUCUGUACUGGCGGCGGAAGACGGUGUUGUCACGGGGGUGGUAGCCGGGCCGAGAAACUCCUUCUUGAUCGUUCGGAAACAGCUCGACUAG
This is a messenger RNA of Chaetomium strumarium, 819 nucleotides long. RefSeq names its product regulator of chromosome condensation 1/beta-lactamase-inhibitor protein II. The transcript is spliced from 3 exons. The record is from RefSeq and is a predicted model, not a curated record. The annotation marks the transcript as partial. NCBI's taxonomy places the organism in Eukaryota, Fungi, Ascomycota, Sordariomycetes, Sordariales, Chaetomiaceae. Gene Ontology annotation, cellular component: cytoplasm. Gene Ontology annotation, molecular function: guanyl-nucleotide exchange factor activity.